Molecule: messenger RNA, 11972 nt
Organism: Anopheles funestus (African malaria mosquito)
Lineage: Eukaryota; Metazoa; Arthropoda; Insecta; Diptera; Culicidae
Gene: east
Exons: 7
Coding region: 1040-8629 (2529 amino acids)
Source: RefSeq, a predicted model, not a curated record
CUGCAAAAUGUUGGUAAAAGUAGAAGAUCAGAACAAAGGGAGAUCGUGAAGCGGAUUCGGAUUCGCAGCAUAUAGUACGAGACGAAGAAAAUUCACAGCAUUAACGUGUUGGUGGUGGUGAUGAGACUGUACAGUAGUGUGCGUGCUAUCGUUUUAUGCUCCGCCACAGUGCACGUAGAAGGAAGAUGGGAAGAAGAAAUUACCAAGAACAGAUGGGAAAAAGCUAUAUUUUGUACCGUGUGGAUCUGGGCGCGUCAGGCUUUGUAUGCGUGAGAUCGCAAGUAGAGCCGAGUGGAAGAGAGCACUCGUGUCGUGUGAGAGAACGAAAAAUGCCAUACAUAAGUAAGCUGCGCCGGAACGAGGCAGCGAAAAUAAAAAAAAAACAUCGGCGUAUUGACAGUUUUUCUGUGACACUGACAGCACGCGCGGGAAAGAAAGAGCAGACAAUAUAUUUUCUCAAUGUUAAGCUUCAUCUCAUUUGGUGGCUUUUUGCGAAGUGUGCGUGAGAGUGGGUGUGUGCUCGUGUGUGUGUGUGUGCGCACACGGUUGCUGUCGGACACGGCAGGGCGGUGUAGCAGAGAGUGAAGAGCACAGCGAGAGAGAGAAGCUGUUGCUGUACGCGCACGGGCUGCUGUGCUGGGAUAGAAGAGCAGGUUCAAUUCUCAGUCAAUAGCAAACGCUCGUCCGCACCGCUAGUGUGAGCGCGCACGCGGUGAUAUGCGCGCGUGUGUGUUUGUGUGCAUGUAUGUGCGAUUCGCGUUUUAUGUUUUUAUCUUCGCUACGCCACCGGUCAGCACCACCACCUACCCCCUUCCGAUGGUACGCACAGAAUCACUGGCAGGCGAGAUUAUUGUGUGAGGCCCUUCGUCGUGAUUCGUGGUGUAUGGUGUGUGCGUAUACAGUGAGAAAAAGGCAGCGCAGCAAAGUGACAGCAUCGGGCACGGUAAAGCCCGUUUGGUUCCAGACGCCCCCGAGGUGCAACGCCUCUAAUCCCCGCUUGCGGCGGGAAUUGAACUAACCCCGCCACCCGGCACCGUCAAUGGUGUGGCGCGUGUGGGGCCGGUCUCAGAACAACGGUAUGGCAUCCCGCGAGAAGAAGGCACGCUCGGUGACCGCAGACUCUCCCACACCUUCCCUUGGCAGUGCAAACAGUGGCAGCAACAGUAACAUCAGUGCCCUUGCCACUACACCUAGCACCACAAACGCAGCAGUGCCUGGUAGAAGCGAUUCCGCACCCACGACUCCUACGUCCACACGCAAAGGUGCGUCCGGAGCGGGAAAUGUAAAUCCUUCCAGUGCCGUCAGCAGUGACAACGUUAGCGGCAGUGGAAGCAGCAGCACAUCCACCUCGAACACACGUGGUUCUUUGAGUCGAUUGAAAUCCAAACAACAGUUGCUGCAGCAGAACUUAGGCGACGAAACAACAGCAGACGAUUCUGCGACGGGUGUCGCUGCCGGUGGGGCUGAUUCCAUCGUAACCACACCCUCCCGUACGACACGUGGUGGUGGUGGUGUGUCGCGUGAAGAUUCCGCCGGUCGAGAUUCACCGGCAGCAUUCAACACGAAGGAAAAAGAUGAACCGACACUAUCGGUGAGUAGUGCGUCUAAGGACGUAUCUAAAUCGCCCGCGAUCGGUGCUCGUCGUGCUACGGCCACAUCUAAACCAGCAGCAUCUGUUACUUCCGCGACUGAUAAGCGCAAGAAUCUUGUGGUAAACCUGAAACGAACAACCCUACUCAAGCGCAAGGGUAAAAAGAUCAUCGGGAAGCCAAUGUUGGGCAGGAAGGCGGUUGCACGCCGGCAACUGGUGGUGGCAGCGAAAUCAACCGGUACACGCGGUGCAGCUGCCAUGGUUGUCAAAAAGGAAACCAACUCACCGACGAGUUCCACGGCCAAAGAGAAAGAGGAAGAAAUGCCCAGCACGCCCAGCUUACGCAACGGAAAGCCACGCAAUUCGGACAGUCCGGUGGCAAAGCGCAAGUCAACGGCAGUGCUGAAGCAGCAGGACAGUAGCAAAUCGCUCGACAGUCUGACCGGUUCGAUCAAGCUGGAACGAAGACGGUCCAGGUCGGUCUCGAAAUGUUCGGACCUGACAGAGGACGGCGAACCGACCGGGGCAGACAUUAAGCGGGAGCUUUUCGACAAUGAAUCGCGCAGCAAAAUGUUAGACAAGAUGGCUGAAGCGUUCAAUGAGCGAAAAGCCGGUGGUGGUGGUGGUGGUUCAUCACCAAUUGUUGCCGGUUCGAAAGAUGACAAAAUGUCCGGUGGAACGUUACGGCGCAGUAUGCGCCAACGGAAGAGUACUGCACGCGAUAAGGAAGACUUUUUGUCACCCCGUGGAAAGGCGGGCAGUUCGUUGGAUAUUAAAAUCGAACCGGCCGAAUCGCUGGAAUCGUUGUCCGCGGAUGGAGAGUCGGAAGCUACUGUGACCGCUUCGGUGGCCGCUCCACUGACGAUUGAUACGACCGAGACGGAAGUUGCGAUCGGUGCUGAACCGCUGCACAGUGAUGGAACGGCCAGCAGUUUGGGUGGUGGAAGUGGUAGCAGUGUCAGUGCGUCCGGUGUUGGUACCGGUGGUGAGGAAGAGCUACCCGUGGGCAAGGAUCCUUCGCUCAGUCCGGGUGAAUUGGUGAGCGAGGGUGUGUCGGAGCAGAGCGUAAAGGAGUGCUACAGUGAGCCGGCCUUCCUGGAGAACAAUUUGGGUAUCGAGAAGGAUCCAAAGUUGGGCGAAAUCGUACAGGAACGCUUCCGGUGCGACAAGGUUAGUGACGAUGUGGACACAAACGCUGAUGAAGCGAAGAAUGCUACGGGAAUGGGCGCUACCGCUAGUGAUAAUGGUGAUGGUGUUAUGAAGAUCGACGAUCAUGAUGAUUUCGUGUUUGAGGAUACUGAAUCCACUAGCAAAGAACAGGAAGUGAUGGCGACCAAUAUGGUCAAACUGGUUGUAGAGGAUGAGGAAAUGGAAGCAGAAGAGCAAGAUAAAGUAGACGGUCAGGUGAUACGUAAAAACGAUCAAGAAAAUGAAGAUCAGAAGCAAAAGGACAUGGGUAAAAGUGAUGCGCGUGUGGACGAACCGAUGGAGAAGGAAAGUGUUGUGGUAUCGGGUGAUUUAGAUCAGGUUACUAAGAACAGUGAACCAGAAAAAAUGGACAUUACCGAGCAGGAGGACGAGGUGGUAGAAUGUGCAAAAGAAUUGGAUGAUCUGGAAGAAAUAACAGAGGUGACACAAAAGCAAGAAGAUGUGCUGAUAAUUCUAGAUGAAGCAACGGAUACUAUUGAAGAUCCGCAGAAAAAUGUCCAAACUCCCAUCAAAGAAUUGGUGGUAGAGGAAAUAGGUGAUGAAGAUCGCGAUCAAGCUUCCGCAGUUGCUCCCGAUGCUGUUGACACAUCUGGCAGUAACAAACAAAUGGAAAAAGAAAUAACUGAAAGCUCGCCCAUUCCCGCUACAACUGUGUCGUGCAAAACGAAUGGUGAAAGCAACGGCAUUACUACCCCUGCUGGUAGUGGUCAAUCGCGAGAUCAAUCAACACCCAAUCAACAAACAUCGCGAGCGGGACAGCAAAAACCGGCCGCGAUCAGUGCGACAACUCCCAAAACAACAACGCCCGCUAGUGGCAAAGAGACAAAGCCGAAGGCACGCACUACGAAAGAGAAAACCAAGGAGGACGAAAAGACACGGGAGGAAAAGCUGCGACAGGAGAAGCUCCGGGUGGAGGAGAAGGUGCGCGAAGAGAAGCAACGUGCGGAGCGGCUCGAAGCCGAGAAGAGACUGAAGGUGGAACUGAUGCAGCAAAAGCUGGCUGAAAAUGGGCUUGAUGUGGAAGCAUCGCCGGCACCAACAACACUCAAGACUGGUACCGGCACUAAGAGUGGUGGCAGCAGUCCGGCAGCCGAUAAAGAAACCCUGAAGACUGAACAAACGGCCGCCGCCACAAUGACGACGGCACUCGGGGGAUUAAAUCUGCCCGCAAUCACAAUCGCCAUCACGAAGAGGGACAGCAGUUCGGCGGACGAGAAAGAAUCAACCACCAAUGCACGGACGGCGGCAUCGCAAAAGCCAAAAUCCGAGCUAGAGAUAGUGCCGAUCAAGGGGGACGGAUCGACAUCGGCAACCGGUACACUACCGGCUGUGGGUCUUCUGUCGAAGGAGGAAAAACCAGCGAAGGAAGGUGGUGCCGCAGCUCCCUCGCUUGCCGAUACGGCCGAGUCACGGUUGCGGAUCAUCUCGAAGAGCGAGAAUGCGGCCGCCGCUGUUUCGGUGAUGGAGCGCAAGGAUAGCAACAAGUCACCGAUCGCUACUACGUCCGCUUUGAGCAUAAUCAAAAUUGAAACUAGCAAUGGGUCACCGGUAACGGUCGGCAGUGGUUCUUCACCUUCUCCGCAACCACUGGCGACCGCAACCAGCAAAAAGGAUGCUGCGGAGGAACGGAAAACGAUCCUGCUGGACGAAUCCGAUGACGCGGCAAAACGAAAAGAAUCCCACCUGAAGCACCUUGGGCUACUGACUAUUCAGGCUGCAUCCGAGGAAAAGCAACGCCGUGCCGAACAGAAGCCAACGACUUCGAUGACCGAUUCCUCACUACAGGACGGUGGUGCGACUGGAGGUGGAUCCACCGGAACGGGAAGCGGUGCCGAAGGAUGGUUGUCGUCCGGUACUAACCAAUCCAGCACGGGUAGUGGCCGUUCUAGCGGUGGCAAUAAAUCAUCCCGCAGCUCCAAGGACGAAUACACCGUGUCGAUGAAGACGGUCGUGAAAGGCAACGGUGGAGGUGGAGCACGCGGUGAGAAGCGUAAGCAGCAACGAAUGCCGCUCAAGAUGACGUUCCAGAAGGGUAAGGGUAAGGGUGCGUCCGGUAGCAGCGGAAUAAUGGGUCGUGACUCGUCGAAUGGUUCCGGCACGUCUAGCAAUGGUAGCGGGUACGCUACCGAUACGGGCAACAACGGUGACAACACGUUCUAUACGGCGCACAUCAACGAGCUGGACCAUCACUCGUCCAACUCAUCCGAUGGACAUUCGCACCGUGAAUCGGGUGCUGGCGGUGGUAGAAAGGCACACAGCCGUUCUCACACUACCGACGGUGUGAACCUGACAGAAACGGUCGGUGAAACGGUGUCCUCGAAGGAAGUGAUUCAGAAAUCAUUGGUCAUCCCGGAGAAAGCGUCCUCCUUCAAUGUGCACCCGGAGCGACUGUGCUGGGACCAGUGUUCCUACUGUGGUGGCAAGUUUGGUUUGUAUGACACACCUUGCCACGUUGCCGCCAUAAAGUGUACUGAGCGCCAGCAGAGAAUUCUUCUCGCUACCUUGCCGAAGAUCACGCUUGACAGCUGCCUGUGUGAUGCCUGCUACCGUCAUGUCGAUCGUAAAGCAAACUGUCCACCGCAGAAGAAGAAAUCGACCACCGUAUCACAGACGAGCAGCGGUACGGCCACCGGUGGUGCGCCCAACACCACCAGCCUGCCCACCAAAUCGACCGUAUCCCCGUUGGUACUUAAGGUGACAACUAACAAGGACGGUUCGGCAAGCAUUGCCACCGAACAGCCGGCAACGCUGGACGAUGGGUCGGCAGCGAUGGGUGGAAAGGAGCGUGAAAUCUGUGCCGUGCGGCAGUGUGCGUCACACGGCAUACAAUCGUUACGCCGCAAGUGGAUGGUGAAGAUGAAGCGCAAAAUUAGCAAACAGUUGGACAUCAAUUUUGAGCAGGCGGCAAAGGCAACGACGGAACACAUUCACAUCUGUAGCAAGCACUACGAGCAGAUUAGCCACCUGAUGAUCUGCGCCAUGUGUACCAAACCGCUACAGCGAAACCAUGUGUACCAUUUGUUCAAUAAUGUGGUACAAUUGGAACGCUUAAUCCAGGAGCAGGGCAUUUCAAUGAGGCUGAGCAGUUCGGAGCUGGUCGUGUGUAAAUUAUGUAGAUAUUAUGCUAAUUUAUUGAUUAAGCCCCCGGAUGCGAAAACAAAACGGGCCCAAUUCGUGAAGGACUACAAUCGAAGAUUGUACAACUAUCGUCAGCGGAUGGCGGAAGAGCAGGACGCGGAGGGACGAGGUGUUGAGCAGACGGUCGUUCCUUCACCCCGACAACGCCCAUCCGUCCCAAUGACGGACAUAGUAAUUUCGGACGGUGAUGAAGAAGAGGACGAGGUGGAGGAAGACGAAGUGGAAGAGUGUCCCGCACCAACGCAGCAGCAACAUCAUCCAGAGGCACGGUACCAAACGUUUGGCAAUCUGUUUUCCAUCGGUGACAGUUCCGUUUCGCUAAGGCGGCGCGUAAGUAACAACCGCAAAUCACCCGAUGUAACCAUCGUCGAGAACAAUGUUGCAACGCAGAUGGGUGAGCUGGAUGAAAUCAGUAUCAUACCGGCAUCGAAAUCACUGGCCGCCUUGAACCAACAGCAGCAACAACAAUCGCAGGACGAUAACAUCGAUAUGACGAAAGUGCUCAAAUCAAAUCCAAACAUUUCAAUGCGCGAACUGUUCCCGGGCGAAGAGGAGCUCGGCGUACACGUGAACAUUCCAUUGAGUUCAUCGUCCGUGCGUACACCGGAGGGUUGGACGAAGGUAACUUCCACCAUACAGUACGAUGAUAGUACGCGCGCCCUGUGGGAAGAGUUGCAAAAACCGUACGGUAAUCAGUCGAGCUUUUUGCGCCAUUUGAUCCUGUUGGAAAAAUAUUUCCGCAAUGGUGAUUUGGUGCUGUCGCCACAGGCGAAAAAUAAUGCCACUACCUACUCGGAAGCGGUACAGAAUCGAUUGCGCUCGUACGAUAAUAUUCCGUCGUCUGUUCCGACGUCACCGCCAGCCUUAACCGCUUUGGCAUCGGUCACGCCGAAUGCAGCCGCCGAUAAGACGAGCAAAAUUUUCCAACAGUUUAGCAACGCUACCAUUACCAUUGUACCGGCAAGCAAGGUUCGUCCUAAGCCGGGUACGUCCUCUGCUCUCUCGGGUGGUUCAACUGCUGGCAAUGUUCCGGACAUUACGCCUGUAUCACCACCGGCACCCGUUAGCUUGCUCAAAUCGAACAAUCUACAUCUUACGAACAGCAGCAACGAACAGGGAACGAAAGCCAAUCUCAAGCGGAAGCUAUCGAACGAAAGUGGAAGAUCUUCCGGUGGUAACGUUUCGUUCGGUGUUAGUAUGGCAUCCACCUCGCUCAGCAACAGUGGUUCGAGUGUGUCGAAGGUGGUAAAACUGGAUGAAGUAGUACCCAAAGUAUCUCUCUCAUCCCCGCCCGAGCUUAUCAGCAUCAACUGUAAGCCGAGUGUAACCAUCACCAGCAUUCCGCCGGGACAGCCUGUAUCUCAGGCACCAUCACCAGCACCAACCACUCAGAAGCAGUUGUCGUUGUUGAACCAAUCGCAUCCAUCGCUGCUGCAAACGGGUCCUAUGCUUACGGCAAAGAAAUCUCCUCCAGGUGUUGCUAGUACCAGCACCACCACCACCGCGUCAACUGGCGCCACAUCCAACGCGACCGGUAAUGCGACGCGAGAAAUCAUCCAGAUGCCCGAACAGCUGACGGAAGCGGAACGCCGCGAAUCGUCAACGCGUCCGUGGCGGCCCACCUUGCUACCGAUCUCGCCCGGUGUGUCGGAAAGUUUAAAAACUGGCCCACUCUACCAAACAGCGGACGGUCGUUUGCUGCCAAAGUUGGUACAGGUCAUGUCGGGCGGCAAACCAUAUCACAUCUCAAUCGAAGACUAUAACCGCAUGUGCAUACUGCGACGGGAAAAGCUGCUCCAGCAGCAACACAACAUGAUACAGACAGCGAACAAACGUCAAUCGCAACUGCCCCAGCCGAAGCAACCAGUCAACACCGUACCUCCGCCAGCACUGCGUUUAACAAACGCAUCGCUGGAAAAUUCUUUACUCAACAGCACUGUGGCCACAACCUCGGGCACCAGUGGCAAUAGUGGUGGUGUUGGUGCGAAGGUAGUACAAUUCCCCAACCAGCUUCUGGAACAGAACUCACUCAUACCGAUUUUUGGCGGUGGUGGAGGAACGGGCAAAAUUGGGCCGGGCAAUGGAAAUGUACAGAAAACAAACAACAGCAGCCUCACGGUAACCAUGACGCCAACGGUCAACAACAAUAAUCUUGCCAAGGGUACGACGGUCAUCCCACCGGCAAUGAAACCACUCUCCCUGCCCAACAGUACCACCGUAUUCCCGAUGAUGUCCGCCAACACAAUUUCCCUUCCACCUCUGUUUACGAGCACCGCUUCAUCCACGCUAUUUGCCGGUGUUGGCGGUCUGACAACCCAAACAUCCUCAUCGUCCAUCAACAGCCGGCCUUCAACGGCGACGACAUCCCUUGUGCUUUCGCAACCCAGCGCAGCCGCCGCCGCUGCAGCCGCAGCUGCCCAUCUUAGCAUGAGCAACUGCAACGUGACAGCGUUGAACCCGCUGGAUCAGCUGCUCAAGGGUGGCAAUCUGGUGACGCAGGCCCAACUGCAGGAAUAUGUCGCUGCCGCAACGGCAGCGAACGGGGGCUUGUUAGGUGCAUCCUCACCGAUGGACAAUUCGCCAGACAAAUUACUCUCAAAGAUACCAAAAUCGCUCACUGUGAUACCGCAGCAGAAACAAAAUCGAACAAUGUCACGCGUUUCCUCGCAUGAGGAACAAAACAGUGCCUAAAUAUGAAACAAAUUAAUGAGAUGGGAUCGUGUCUAACAGUAAGCAGUCAAACAAACAAACAAAACACACUGUAACAAACACAACCAAUUUAGAAAACAAAAGCUUAAUCACGAGUAUAUACACACACACAUGAGGAUCAGAUGAAAUUUAUAAAUUAAAUCACAUUAAUAUUUUAGAACGUUUGUAGCGAGGCCGGGAAAUGAUAGUGGAUUACAAAACACACAUUAAACACAACGCCUAACAUAAAGUGGUUCGGUAGAACAGGAAAAUUAGCGACCUCUGUAGCAACUCUAUUACCUUGCAAACUGCCUAAACUUUGCCCAGAACUGAGGCAAUGACCAUGCACGCAAAUAUCUUGAUUAACCCCGAGCGAUAUAUCAACCGAAUCUAUGAAGCGAUUGUAGAAUUAUUGAGGUAAAUCGGCACGUUUAACAAUCCUAGAGAUUCGUUUAGAAGAGGACCAUAUUUGCACUGCACCGCAUCGCUUAAUGAAUGAUGUUUUUUUUUAAAUCCAUACUCCUCUAGUCAUUAAUGCCUUUUCUUCAUACAGUUUCAAUUUUCCUAUCCGCUUAAUCGCCUAACUUUCCGUUGGGUUAUCAUAAUUGUGUGAGAGUGCGGCUGGUUCCAUUUCCUAUUAACAAGUUCGCUGUAAAGAAGUGUGCGUAAAAGUAUGCGCGGCCUUUCACAGUAAAUACGCUAGAUAACAUAUCUUGAGAUGAAGAAGAAGAAAACACUUAUCCUUAUCAAUUAGGCAUGUCAAUAGAUCACCACACCGGGAGAAAGAGGGAUAUAGAAAGCGGGUAAUCGUGGUAGAAGUGAUGGCAGUUGAACACUUGAACUUAUUUUCUUUCACUGUUUGGCAGUUUUUGUUUUUCACCUCAGUUUCAUGACAUGAACACAUGAUUUGAUAUAUGUACGGUUAAGACCUGUUUUCGCCAUAAGAUAAAGUAUUUUCUAAAGGACUGAAAUACUCUUUAUCGCGGUCCCUAUUGAUUAUGUCAGAACAGUUCGUCUGCACGAACUUAUCUCUGUUAGAUGAUUGCAUCUCCAAUUUAACAAUUUUUGAUAGUUUUUUACUACGGAAAAGCAUAUAACAGGCUUAUCCCAUAGCACAAGAACUUGGUAUUGAGUUGUAUAAACUGUAAUUUUAAAUUAUCGUUCUUGCCGACCUUUCUUCAAGAAACGUUAUAUUGCUAUAUAGUAUGUGCUUCCUGUUGCAAAAUCAUUUUGCCAGACACAAACAAAUAACAGAAAAUAUGUACAAGUGAAGAUUCUGUCUAGACAAAGCUACAAUUUAAAGCUUUCACAUUGCCCUAAUAGAAAUGCCACAAGAAAUUUGCAGACAACUACCCAGACUGAGAUGUGGCUUGAAUUCGUGUAUACUUGCUUCUUAGCUUUGUUACCCUUUUCUUACUCAUCCUUUAUUUCUUCACAAGUCAUAUGUUGCCAGAUAUUAGAAGAAAAAUGAGAUAACAAUCCAUUAUCUACAAUUGAUAUCAUUUGAUCAUCAAUUUACUCCGAUCAUCAGCAAAACCCGGUUAAUUAAUUCCGUUCAACAACCAACAACUCGUCAUAAUGGCUUUUUCAUCCAAAUUGACACAUGCUUACGUACCCCGGCUAUCGAUAGGACAACUCGCUAGCAAUAACAUUCCAAUAGCAACACAGCAAAUUGCGUUGUUGUGAGAAUAACAGUUUAAUCUUACCCCAUUUGAAUCAAGCACGUCUUUCUUAAUACCUUGCGCGAAAGAAGGGAUUUACAUGCGGAGAGUUUUGUGAGUAAGGUGUGUACACAUAAUUUAAUUUAUUACUGUUUAGUGCAGGAGAGAAUUGUGUACAGAAUAAGGGUAAAAGAAAAAAAAAAACACACACAUUGAAGACAUUUGUAAAAAAGCAAAAUAUUUUUCUCACCUUCCACACACCACACGAGCCGAACGAGUGCAGUAAGCGUUAAUGGAUUGAUUUGUAUUAUUACCACCGUAAUCACAUAUAACUACCGAGUUUAAGUUUUGAUAAUACAGCGUAGAAUUUAUUGCUCACUUCUACUACACUGCCACUGUUGUCUAAACGUGCGCGGGAUAGUAGUGAAGUUACACGGAUUUGGUAUAAAAGUUUGUUAGCGCAAAAUUAAACAUAACGUUUAGUUAGCGUAAGAAUUUGAAAAUAGUAAAAUAUGAACUCUAUUUAGGCUUGUUUUUUGAUCAUUUUUUGAACACACACACACACACACACACACACACACACACACACACACGAAAUCGAACAAUCAUCGUACGCGUAUACGUGUAAUUGGUCAUACAAUUGUUUGUAUCAUAGUUUCAACUCUAAGUUAUCGGCCUUUAGUUCGUGUAUGUGAUCGCAUACGAAUAGUGCAGUAUAGUGCAGAAAAUAUGCGAAUAAAGAUGAAUAAAACAUGCCCCGUACAGUUGCAGUAUAUCGCAUGUAAUGUUCAAAAAGUCAUCGCGUGUUUUCUUUUUUUUUUAAAGUACGGCAUUAAAUUAUGUACUGUGCGCAUACAUUAAUAACCGUUUAAUUUCAUGCUUAUUGUACGAUCUCUUCCAUAAAUUUAGCAGCAGUAGCAGCAGAGAGAGAAAGAGAGUGUUUGUGCGUUUGCUAUCGUUUUGUAUUGUGUUAGUUACUGGAGUUAGGUCAAAAACACAAAAAACAAUGAACCUAGAGUACACAAACUUUUGAUUACAUACUCACUUUAUCGCUAGUGGACUGAACCCUCUCCCCUACCCUGCUCCUCCCUCCCAGACGCUAGAGGAAAUGCAAAUUAUGCCAACUAAACGAUUCCCCGUUUUUGUUGGAUGUUGAACCAAACGGUACGUGGUUCGUACACAUCGAACAUUAGGCCUGGCAAAACUUACACAAACCACAUUCUUAGCCAUUAAGCAGCUUCCGAUAUAAUGUUAUACGCGAAUGGGACAAAGUGUCCGAAGCCUAAGGAGCACAUCCCUCAAGAGAUUUGGUGUUUGUGUGUGCGCGAUAAGACGGAAAAAAAACGGGACGCAAAGAAUGCAUAUUUUUUACGAAAAGUUCUAUCCAUAUAUACAUACAUACAUAUAUAUCUAUACAUAUACACAAAAUGCUGAACUAUAGCGUGUAGGAAAGAAGAAAAAAAAAUCGCAUACUUAGGAAGUAUAUUGCAAAAGAAAAUGGUGGACGAAAGAUGAUUGAAAUCCUAAUGCAUUCGCUCUACAGGUGCAGUGAUUGGCGUGCAUAAAAGGCAUGAAUUAGAAUAAAUAAUUAACACAAGCAACAGUGCGAGUCAUCAGUGCGCAAACACUUAGCACUAUUCUGAAGCAAAAUAAAGUUACACUAAGAAAAAGUACAAAAACAAAAA